Molecule: messenger RNA, 814 nt
Organism: Armigeres subalbatus
Lineage: Eukaryota; Metazoa; Arthropoda; Insecta; Diptera; Culicidae
Product: cuticle protein 6-like
Exons: 1
Coding region: 26-646 (206 amino acids)
Cellular component (GO): chitin-based extracellular matrix
Molecular function (GO): structural constituent of chitin-based larval cuticle
Source: RefSeq, a predicted model, not a curated record
CUAGAGAGCAAUUUCAUAUUUCAAAAUGCUUCUCUUUUUAAUCCCAUUUCUAUUGUCGGCUGCCCUAGUUGCCCCGGCUCCUCCCAAGGAAGUCGGAAAGCACUACUUCAAGCUGGGCAAAGAGGGAGACUACCAGUACGGAUACAACGACGGUCACACCGUCAAGGAAGAAACCCGCUACGCCGACGGAUCCGUUCGGGGGUCAUACCGCUACGUGGACGGCAACAGCAUAACGCAGAAUGUGGUCUACCGGGCCGACAAGAAUGGCUACGUUGCUUCCACUACCAGCGAGCGAUUGGGAGAAGUAAAAGAAACGGUUCCGAAAAUGGGUAUACGCGUGGCUGAACCAUUGGCCGUUCCACCACCUCCGGUGGUAACGACAGCUGCACCAAUAACAGCUGCCCCAACAGAAACAUCAACCGUCGUCGUGUCGGAUAUUGACAUUCGUGUUGGAACCGAGCAGCCGGACAAACCUGAAACAACUUGCGGUGGUCCCAACGUUGGUUUGCCUGUUGGAUUCCCGGUAGUUCCUGCACUUCCCAAGGACGGGCAGCUACGAUCCGGGGAGCAGCCGCAAGUCAUGUACAUAUCGUUCAUGAUUCCGUACGUGAUGCACCCACAACAAGAAGCUUCUGCGAAAGCGUAGACGAAAGUCGAAGCGGAAUCACUAGGCAAUUUAAUUUCCAAAAACACGUAGGAGGUUCAAAGCUAUUCAAAGUCACAUUACAUAAGAUGAUUAAGUCAAAUGUUCGUAUAAAAUGUAGAGUGUUUUUAUUGAAGAAUAAAAUAAAAAGGUGUAAUCUGGUCAAUCUGA